Messenger RNA from Paramecium sonneborni, 388 nucleotides. The record is from the annotation of a GenBank genome assembly. Lineage: Eukaryota; Ciliophora; Oligohymenophorea; Peniculida; Parameciidae.
AUGAAAAACUCUAUAAAACCUUUUCUAAAUAUAUUGUUAUUUUUAAAAAUCUUUGUCAAUGAGACGAUAAUAGUUCAAAACUUAAAAAAUUUUGAAGAAAAGCUCUCAAUUGAGAUCAAUAGAAAUAUGUUCACGGAAAUUCUAAGUUUUGGGGAAGUGAAAAAUCACGAUAAAAUAGAAUAAAGGGAAGAGAAGUUAUUAAAUGCAUUAUAAGAUAUAAAAAUUCUUUAAUGAGAUAUAAAGGUAACAGAAGAUAUAUACAAAAAAAAUCAUUAGCCACCUCUCAAUCUUAAAACUAAGUGGAGAGUUGAUUCCUAUUAAAAAUUAUAGUUAGUAUUCUCCAUAUAUGUAACACAAUUUUAUAUUUCCUCUAUUCCUUAAAUUUCAG